Coffea eugenioides is the source of this 1699-nucleotide messenger RNA. RefSeq names its product 1-aminocyclopropane-1-carboxylate synthase-like. The record is from RefSeq and is a predicted model, not a curated record. The coding region runs from base 1 to 1524 and encodes 507 amino acids. Gene Ontology annotation, molecular function: pyridoxal phosphate binding; transaminase activity. Gene Ontology annotation, biological process: amino acid metabolic process; biosynthetic process. The transcript has 5 exons. Lineage: Eukaryota; Viridiplantae; Streptophyta; Magnoliopsida; Gentianales; Rubiaceae.
AUGGCCAUUACAAUAGUCACAGAAAUUACAAAUUUACGAAGAAGGAUUCCGCCUAGAGGGAUUGAGCAGAUGGAGCAACUUUUGUCCAAGAUUGCCACCAACGAACAGCAUGGAGAGAACUCUUCUUAUUUUCAUGGAUGGAAAGCAUAUGAUAAUGACCCUUACCACCCUAAUCAAAAUCCCAAUGGGGUUAUUCAGCUGGGACUUGCUGAAAAUCAGUUGUCCUUUGACUUGGUGGAGGAAUGGAUUACAAAACAUCCGUCAGCAUCCAUUUGCACCAGCGAAGGAGUACAAAUGUUCAGGGACAUAGCCAUCUUCCAGGAUUAUCAUGGCUUGCCUCAAUUCAGAAAUGCUGUGGCAAGGUUUAUGGGGAAAGUAAGAGGAGGCAGAGUCAGCUUUGAUCCAGCUAGAAUCGUGCUGGCUGGAGGAGCAACAGGAGCUAGUGAGCUCAUCACCUUUUGUUUGGCCGAUCCUGGGGAUGCAUUUUUGGUUCCUACACCUUAUUAUCCAGCAUUUGAUCGAGACCUAAAAUGGAGAACCGGAAUACAGCUAAUUCCAGUCAUCUGCGAGAGCUCAAACAAUUUCAAGAUCACCAAAGAAGCGCUGGAGGAGGCAUUUGAAAAUGCUCAAAAAUCCAGCAUCAAAGUCAAAGGCGUGAUAAUUGCAAAUCCAUCUAAUCCACUGGGCACCACUGUGGAGAGAGAGACGCAAAUAACAUUGGUAAACUUCAUCAAUGAGAAACAAAUCCACCUGGUUUGCGACGAAAUAUAUUCGGCGACCAUCUUCAGCCGUCCGAAUUUCAUUAGUAUAGCUGAAAUCAUAGAAGAAGUGGAUUGCAACCGGGACCUCAUUCAUAUAAUCUAUAGCUUGUCCAAGGACAUGGGCUUCCCUGGAUUCAGGGUUGGCAUCGUUUACUCCUAUAACGAUGCAGUCGUAAACUGUGGUCGGAAAAUGUCCAGUUUCGGACUAGUCUCCUCACAAACACAACACUUUCUGGCCUCAAUGCUAUCGGAUGAUGAAUUCGUUGACGAUUUUCUUAAAACAAGCUCCAUGAGACUUGCAAAAAGACAUCAAACAUUUACCAGCGGGCUUGAAGAAGUCGGGAUAAAGUGUUUGAACAGCAAUGCAGGUCUUUUCUGUUGGAUGGAUUUACGGCCAUUGCUCAAAGAACCCACGUUCGAGGCAGAAAUGGUGCUUUGGAGGUUGAUCAUACAUAAAGUCAAGCUCAAUGUCUCUCCAGGCUUUUCGUUUCAUUGCGUUGAACCCGGUUGGUUUAGGGUUUGCUUUGCUAAUAUGGAUGAUGAAACUUUAGAGAUCGCGCUAAAAAGGAUAAGGAUCUUCAUCCAAGCGACAGACAAGAAAUCAGAUGUGCCUGCGAAGAAGUCGAAACAGUGGCAAAAGAAUCUCAGGCUUAGUUUCUCUGGGGGAAGUAGAUGUGAAUAUGAAGAAAGCCUGAAGUCACCUAGUGUGAUGUCUCCUCAUUCUCCUAUGUCUCCGGCACAGCUGGUCCAGACCAGGACAUAGGAUAUUAGCAUUAGCGAAGUAACAACAUUAAUAUUCAUAGCACAAGCUAGUUUAUUAGUUGUUUAUUAGCACAAGCUGCCUUGGGUAUGACAAUAAUUUAGUUGUUUUUUUGUUAUUACUUUUGUCCAAGUAACUAAUUGGACAAAGUAAUAAUUGGUUAGUAAUUUCCUUUCAA